Molecule: messenger RNA, 1848 nt
Organism: Equus caballus (horse)
Lineage: Eukaryota; Metazoa; Chordata; Mammalia; Perissodactyla; Equidae
Gene: APOD
Product: apolipoprotein D
Biological process (GO): tissue regeneration; lipid metabolic process; response to reactive oxygen species
Cellular component (GO): cytoplasm
Molecular function (GO): cholesterol binding
Source: RefSeq, a predicted model, not a curated record
CUGAACUGUAGGGGGUGUGGCAUGCAUUAAAAUUAAACUUCAGUGACCCACUGAAGCUUAUAAAAUAGCUUGGGAGAAGCCAGUCACCAAGACAAGGCAUCUCGAAUUGGAUGAUUUUUGCAUGUGGAAACUGCCUUCAUCUUGAUAAGAAACGGUUCCACCGACAGCCACCCAACGCCAGGAUGGUGAUGGCACUGCUGCUGCUCCCCGCACUGGCUGGCCUCUUUGGAACAGCCGAGGGGCAAGCCUUCCACCUCGGGAGAUGCCCGACUCCUCCCGUGCAGGAGAAUUUCGACGUGACUAAGUAUCUUGGAAGAUGGUAUGAAAUUGAGAAGAUCCCAGUGAGCUUUGAGAAGGGAAGCUGUAUCCAAGCCAACUACUCACUAAAGGAAAACGGAAACGUCAAAGUGAUAAACAAGGAGUUAAGAUCUGAUGGGACUGUGAAUCAAAUUGAAGGUGAAGCCACCCAGAGCAACCUCACAGAGCCCGCCAAGCUGGGGGUUAAGUUUUUCUGGUUGAUGCCUUCUGCUCCGUACUGGGUCCUGGCCACCGACUACGAGAACUACGCCCUCGUGUACUCCUGUACCACAAUCAUCUGGCUUUUUCAUCUGGAUCAUGUUUGGAUCUUGGGAAGAAACCCUUAUCUCCCUCCAGAAACAGUGACCUAUCUAAAAGAUAUCCUGACCGCUAAUGACAUUGACAUCGAGAAAAUGACUAUCACAGAUCAGGUGAACUGCCCCGAGUCCCUGUAACGAGGCUCUAAAGGGAAGCCGCAUUCACUCCAUAUUCCUUCUUUUGCUUGGCUUUUCCCCCACCCCACUGCACCCACCCACUAACCAGCCCACCACGGCAAACCAUUGCAAAUACCAGAGGGAAAUGUGACAGUGGAAGCCAGUGUAGAGGAACUCACGGAAAGUUGGCCCAAAUGCUUAGUCAUGCACCCUGUUACCUUGCAAGCCUAAUAAUAAACUUGUUGCUGACCUGCUGUGCUCACAGUAGAUUCCGAAUUGGAUUAGUUAUUAUGGGUUUUUAAUUAUAAGCUAUGUUUAGAAAUCCUUAAGCAGUUAUGUAGGAAAAAAAAAAUUAAACCCUGAACAGUUUAACGAUAACUACCUUGUUUCUGGAGAAAGAAAGGUGAUGGCACAGGCAUCUUCUGAAUCCAGGUGCCCCCAUCUUGCAGUUGGCACUCCUUUAGGGGGACCAUUUGGGGGUUUUGAGUCUCUGACAGGCAGUUUCCUUGAAGUAUUUACUUUCUCAUCACAAGGUCUUCAGAGUCAGGCUGAAGAAUGGGACCAUCUUAGGGUGUGUGCAAGGAAGAAGAGAAUCUAUCAGGGAGAAGAUUAUGGGGAUAUUUUUUAAGAAAAUGACUUUUUUUUGGAGGGUGGGGAGGUUUUUCACUUAACUGAUAUUUCCUGAGCCCCAACUGCAUUCCAACCAUUGAAAAACACAGACCACCCUAUUCUCCCCCAGGAACUCCCAGACUAGUGAGGGAGACAGACAAGUAAACAUGCAGUUAUGAUCCUGGCUGAGGCGCCAAAAGCAGAGGCCUAUGGAGGGGGCUGUGGGAGCUCCGAGAAUGUCUCAGCCCCUGCAAGCCACGGGCUCCCACCAGGUUGCACACUCUCGCCUCUGGGUGUGCCGACUUCAGGGAGGCAGGAACCACCUUGAGGGUUUUUUUUACAUUGUGACUUUUAAAAUCAGAGAGACCUCAGAAUUAUCACCCUACAAUUUCUCUGAGCCCACAUGACAUUUAUAAUCUACUAACAUUUGGGGAAAUGAAUAGAAAAUUAAGCCAUUUGAUUUGGUUUUUAAUUUUUCAGCAUGAAUAUAAAGUAUUAAUUUUCUUGA